UGUCAAAUUCUGUAACAGAACCCUUUGUCUGCGGCAGCACUAGUGUAAUAUUAGCUGUUUGCAUUGUCCGCAUGUGUAUCGAAUUAAACGAAUUAAACGCCUAACAAGCCUGUUCAUAUUCAAAAAUGUGGUCAUUACGAUCCCGCCUGGCCAGCCUGUCACGCCCGGGACGUUCUUCCCAUUCCAACCCCCUGUGAAAAUGUCUUGCUAGCCAGCUAGUAGCUAUCUACACCUCAGUUUGUGGUUGUGCGUUGUAAUGUUUAGUAUUGUAUCCAUCUCUUCAUUACUAUGGCUGUACGUUGGUUAUGCAGCUUGUUUGGGAAGCCCUUUGAUGGUGGGAAGAGGAUGGACAAUGGCAGCCAGCAGCAGCACCCAGCCAUGAAUAGGCUCUAUGAGGUCCAGGGGGAGGUUCAGUCUCUGGGCCCUCAAGUGUGCACCUUCAGCGGGCUAAAGAACGAGCGGGAGUACCGGCGGCUGGAGCGCGAGCUGACCCAGCUGCUCCUGGAAGUGGACCAGGUGGACACGGAGGGCAGGGCAGACCUACAGGGGGCACGCAAGAGAGCAGCCCAAGAAGUAGAGGGGCUGUUGCGCUACCUGGAGGAGAACGCCACCCACCCGUCCCGCCUGGCCAUCGAGGAGCUGAGCAGGGAGGCCCAGAGGCUGGUGGAGCAGGGUGUGGUGGAGCCUCAGCAGGCUGGGGGCACAGCAGAGAUCAGUGAUGAGCUGGUGGAUGCCGUGCAGGAGCUGAUACUGAGGCUCACCCAGGUGAAGACAGGAGGGCGGGUGCCCCUCCGCAAGGCUCGCUACCGGGCCCUGACACGACUGUGUGCCGUGCAGGACGUGAUCGAGGGUCGCACGCGCCAGCAGACCCUUCCCCUUUCGGAAGACACACAUGUGGCCGUGCAGAGGAUCAACCAGGUGAUGGUGCAGGUGAGUGGGGCACGCAGCCAGCUGGUGGCACUGCUGAUGGGGCUGAGUGGUAGGGAUAGCUGUGCCCACCUCUCCCGCGUGCUCACUGAGCUCCUAGUGGAGCUGGAUGCCCUGGACGUGUCGGGGAACGCAGCGGUCAGAAACUACCGGAAACAGGUGGUGGAGGAGAUCAACAGCCUGCUCAAACACCUGGACCUGGAGGGAGAGGGAGACGAUACGCGCAGGUAUGACUUGGGGCAAAAUGACUCUAUCCGUCAGAUUGAGGCGGUGCGUGGUCGGGUGGGCCAGCUGCAGGGGGAGGUCCUUCGACACUGUGGGGUGGGUGACCUCUUCAGGCCCAAGCCUGAGCUCCAGAGUCUCCUCACACAUCUGGACCAGGUAGACACAGCCCGUAACCCCUGUAUCCGUGAAGCCCGGCGGCGUGCCGUGCUGGAGGUCCAGGCUGUCAUCACCUUCCUGGACCUACGUGAGGCCCUGAUCUGCCGCCAGCCCAGCCCCAACGAGCCCUCACAACACCGGGCUGUGUGGAUAGUCCUGGGCAGCCUGUCAGACCUCCAGGCCCAGGUACUCUGCUUCAAUGGCAAGCAGGCCGACAAGAGCUACAGGCUGCUGGAGGAGCUUCUGACCAAACAGCUGCUGGCUCUGGACGCAGUUGACCCACAGGGCGAUGAGAUGACCAAGGUGGCCCGCAAGCAAGCAGUCAAGUUUGCCCAGAACAUCCUCAGCUUUCUGGACAUGAAGACAGAUGAGUGGGAAUACUGAUCCACUGGAAAAGACUGGACAUAGCUGUAGGAUGCCCUAUGGAAUUGUAUAUAAACUGGUGCAUCAUCACUCUAAGAGAGUUGGGGUGUGUAAAUAUUGUCUAAAUCCCAGAAUGCACGGCAGCAGCGCUUUUCUCUUUGUCAUUGUUGCUGGCCUGUGGGGGGUGGGGGGAACAACCCAAGAACAUUUUUGUGAAAUAGAAUUUGGAGAAUAGUGUCCUGACAUACAAUGUGCUUUUUAAAGUUUACAGAGCAUCUUUUUGAAAUCUACUGUAUGUGUGUGCGUUUUGAUCAGUGUUGUUGGGUUGUGGUUGCAAAGCCUGCGGCCAAAAGCACUGAAGCCUGUUAUAGUGGUGGUCAGAGUAGUUAAGAUAGUCACUUCGUCUGUUUUUCAAAAGCAGGAGUGGGACUAGAGUAAUUAGAUCUCGAUGGUAUCCAUGUUUAGCUUGAUUACUUUGGAGGUCAGUUGUAAAUUUACUCAGCCAAAUGAUGUACAUGAUGUCUCAAAAUACUUCUUUACUGAGAUGAACCGAGUUUACAUCAGUACUGUGAGACAAGAUCUUCCUCUGUUCAUGUUGCUUCUCCACUUCCAUUUGCUCUGUGUCUCUUCCUGGUAAUGCUUUAAUCAACACUUCUGGGGCAAACUACCCUAACCCUGGACGUACACAGCUGUUUCUGGCAACCAUCCAGAUGACAAAUGAAAAGGAGAGCUUCUUUACGGCUUUAACCACUGUCCUACAAUAAUGAGGAGAAGGAGGAUGUAGAGUUAAAGGGCCUGUGAGAACAUUUGUCAAUAGCAGGGUAUGUUAUUAAAGGCCUCCUUGUAUAGAAUGAA
Messenger RNA from Oncorhynchus mykiss (rainbow trout), 2526 nucleotides. RefSeq names its product BAG family molecular chaperone regulator 5-like. Gene Ontology annotation, biological process: negative regulation of protein ubiquitination; protein stabilization; regulation of inclusion body assembly. The record is from RefSeq and is a predicted model, not a curated record. NCBI's taxonomy places the organism in Eukaryota, Metazoa, Chordata, Actinopteri, Salmoniformes, Salmonidae. Gene Ontology annotation, cellular component: membrane; nucleus; cytosol. Gene Ontology annotation, molecular function: protein-folding chaperone binding; adenyl-nucleotide exchange factor activity.